CUGCGCCAGCGCCGGGUUGUCGAGGUAGAUGCGGCACUCGAGAACCGAGUACUUGGUUAUCCUCAGGUAGCGGCGGAUUGGCGCCAUGGCAAUGCGGCAACCGGAAGGUCAAAUACGGAGCAUAACAGAGAGUUCACUAUUGCAUACCAAAGAUUCAGUACUUUGGAAUGUCGAAUGGUUAAACCUUGAACAGAUCCAGGAGGUUAGAAAAGGUCGAUGACAGCUCCGUCACAACUGCAGGGAUGUGGGGUCGUCGACUGUCAGCCUUGCAGAAGCGGCUUUCAGCCUGGCGACGAUCCAUUUUUAUCCCGUCACAUAAACCAGGCGAAGUCCAACAUCCAAGCUCCCAGUCCACUAUGCUGCGUUGGAGAUCAUGUCGAAAAGUUGGGCAUCGACAUUGAGAUUGCCCAAAUCUACACUCCCGCCGCGACCACUUCCUCAACAGCGGGAGCAGCACAUUCGAAGAUGCUCUGACGACUUCUACAAGUGGCAGGCCGAGAAUAGGCCUGCCGUCAGCUCGUUCACACUCCACGAUGGACCUCCAUACGCGAACGGGACGCUGCAUACCGGGCAUGCGCUGAACAAGAUCCUCAAGGACAUUAUCCUCAGGGUGAAGGUCCAGCAAGGUCGGCGAGUAACAUACAUUCCGGGAUGGGACUGUCAUGGCCUCCCAAUCGAGCUCAAAGCUCUGGGAGCUUCCGGGGGCAAGCACCUGACCCCCGUGCAAAUCCGGGAGACUGCUCGCGCGCUUGCGUCCAAGACGGUGCUGGAGCAGAUGAAGGACUUCCGGUCAUACGGCGUCAUGGGCGAAUGGGACCGCAGGUGGACCACCAUGGACAUGUCCUACGAGAUCAAGCAGCUCCAGCUGUUCCAGCAGAUGGUGCGUCGAGGCCUGGUCUACCGGAGAUAUAAGCCGGUCUACUGGUCCCCCUCCUCGGGGACCGCCCUGGCGGAGGCAGAACUCGAGUACAACGAGAACCACAUCUCCACGAGUGCGUACAUCAGGUUUCGCAUCACGGGAGACUGGCGUAGUGACCUAGCACUGGGGGACUUCGCUGGCAACUUGUACGCCGUCAUCUGGACAACAACUCCAUGGACGCUUCCCGCAAACAGGGCUAUUGCGGUCCACGACGAGCUUGACUAUUCCAUUGUGCGUGUCGGAAAGGAAGCCAUGAUCAUCGCGAACACCUGCCUCGAGUCCGUCCGUCAGGCCUGCUUUGACGCGAGGGACUGGGAUAUCCUCCGUGUCGUCAAAGGCGACCAGAUCAGAUCACUUCGGUAUAUCAACCCCCUCCAAGGCAAGGAGGCCUCGCCACAGCCGAUUCUUCACGGGUCUUUCGUCUCGGCAGAGUCGGGUAGUGGCCUCGUCCACUGCGCGCCAGGGCACGGGUUCGAUGAUUACGAACUCUGUACGCCUCUAGGGAUCCCCGUUUCUGCGCCCGUAGACAGUGAUGGCUUGUUUACAGAGGAGGCCUAUCCCGAUGAUCCCGAGCGCCUGAAGGGCGCUUCCGUCUUGAAAGGCGGUAGCAAUGCCGUCUUGGGUCUGCUGGGUGAUGACGUCCUCGCGGUGAAUAAGUACAAACACAAGUAUCCGUACGACUGGAGGACAAAGCAGCCUAUAAUCAUGAGGGCAACGGCGCAGUGGUUUGCUGAUGUGGCUACGAUCAAGGAUUCCGCUCUCAAAGCGCUUGGCGAUGUGCGUUUCGUCCCCGAAAGCGGGAGGAAGAGGCUGGAGGCAUUCAUCAAGGGCCGGAGUGAAUGGUGCAUCUCGAGGCAGCGGGCCUGGGGAGUGCCCAUACCGGCGCUCUAUGACGCAAACGGGGACGCAGUGAUGAACGACGAGACCAUUGGGCACAUCAUUUCUGUUAUCCAAGCGAGGGGGACAGACGCGUGGUGGUCUGAUGAUGCAGCCGACCCGGCUUGGAUACCCCCGUCUCUUGGCAAAGAAGGGGGCUAUACGCGAGGCACGGAUACCAUGGACGUCUGGUUCGACAGUGGCAGCAGCUGGACCCAGACUGGGAGUCAGGCUGACCUUUACCUCGAAGGGUCAGAUCAGCAUCGAGGCUGGUUUCAGUCUAGUCUCCUGACGAGGGUUGCGGUAUUGGCUGCUGGCAAUCCUCGCCCAAAUGCAACUCAAGUCGGUCUUGCUCCGUUCAGAACGCUCAUCACCCACGGCUUCACCCUGGACCAACACGGCAAGAAGAUGUCAAAGUCCCUCGGCAAUAUCAUCUCCGGGGAUCAAGUCAUGGAUGGAUCCUUACUGGCCCCCCUGAAAAUGAAAAAGAAGGGCGGGAACACUCCUCCUCUCGUCAGAGAUGCCCUCGGUCCAGACGCCCUGCGGCUCUGGGCGGCCAGCAGCGACUAUGCGGGCGACGUAAUUAUUGGUGAAUCUGUGCUGAAAGCGACUCACCAGUCUCUCCUCAAGUAUCGGACCAUCAUCAAGAUGUUGCUCGGAUCGAUGCACCAUUCAGCACGAACUGCUCCCCUGACUGCACUCGACCACAUUGCCAUCAUCCAGCUGAGGGACGUGAUGGAGGAAGUGGGUAGGCUGUACGAGAACUUUGAGUUCCACAAGGCAUUCAGCGCGCUGAACCGCUGGGUCACGAAUGACCUAUCGGCUUUCUACCUGGAGGCGCUGAAGGACCGCCUAUACUGUGCCGACGGCGGGGGAGUGCUAGAGCCCAUCUUCUUUGGUUUCUUGAGGAUGCUGGGCCCGAUCACUCCGCUCCUGGUUGAGGAGGCGUGGGACCAUGCGCCAUCGUGGUUGAAGGACGACCCAUCCAUCUCCCACCCACUCCAGCAGCUCUACUCCUCCCCCACCAUCGACAGCACCCGCCUGACGCAGCACAGCGAGUCCCAGCUCCGCGAAGCCGUGCCCGUGCUCAUGUCCGCGCACGCCGCCAUCAAGGCGGCGUCGGAGCGCGCCCGCGCGGAGAAGGUCCUCGGCUCGUCGCUGCAGUGCUCCGUCAUCCUCGAGGUCCCAGACGGCAGCGCCGCCCUCUUCAGCCUCGCGGCGCUGGCCGACGAGCUGGAGGCCAUGUUCGUGGUCUCGUCCGUGGAGCUGAACGGCGCCGUGCCCGAGAGCGACUGGGGGUUUUCCGAGGCGUUCGAGGCCCGCGGGUCGCAGUGUCUGGCGUGGGUGCUGCCUCCUAGGCACGCAAAGUGUCCCCGGUGUUGGCGCUAUGUUGCGCCGAAGGAGGAUGAACUCUGCGGGAGGUGUGAAGAGGUUGUUGCAACACCAGCGGUGUGAAGACGGUGUUGCCAAACUGUAGGAUUUGGAUAGAAGGGCUGCAAUGUAACAAUGCAACCUGUUGUAGAAAUAGUAGAUAGAGCCUAGAGUACGAAUAGAUGCCCCC
This is a messenger RNA of Phialemonium atrogriseum, 3356 nucleotides long. Its product is annotated as tRNA synthetases class I-domain-containing protein. The transcript is spliced from 4 exons. Gene Ontology annotation, molecular function: aminoacyl-tRNA deacylase activity; isoleucine-tRNA ligase activity; ATP binding. The record is from RefSeq and is a predicted model, not a curated record. Gene Ontology annotation, cellular component: mitochondrion. Lineage: Eukaryota; Fungi; Ascomycota; Sordariomycetes; Cephalothecales; Cephalothecaceae. Gene Ontology annotation, biological process: mitochondrial translation; isoleucyl-tRNA aminoacylation. The coding region runs from base 374 to 3250 and encodes 958 amino acids.